Peniophora sp. CBMAI 1063 is the source of this 1848-nucleotide messenger RNA. The record is from the annotation of a GenBank genome assembly. Lineage: Eukaryota; Fungi; Basidiomycota; Agaricomycetes; Russulales; Peniophoraceae.
AUGGAGGUUCCAGCUCAAGUGACGCAGUGGCUAGCGCAAACCUACCCCAAACCAAGGAUUGACCCGGAAUGGCUUACUCCGUGCUACGAGUAUGUCAUUGAAACAUAUGGCCUCAACCCUGCUCGCGACCUCAACCGAAUACUCCAAGAGAUUGACACGCAACUGCUGGCCUCCAGUCUUGGCGACUCUAUGCUACAUUAUACUGGUAUCCCCCGCAAUAUCGGUGCUGCGAAGAAGGGCACCGUUGGUGUGCCGCCGGUGCUAGUGCAGAUUACGUCUAUCACGGAGGUUGGGCAUUCUGCAUUUACCCUGAAGAAUACUCGCCAGACUCGAAUCGACCGCGCUGAUCUCGCCGGUCUGGCCGAGGAAGACGGUGGCGAAGACGACGGGCCCAUACCGCGGUAUCCGCGUUCGAUGCUCAAGUUUCGCAUCAGCGACGGCUCAACGGAGAUAGAGGCCAUCGAGUACCGCAAGAUACCCGAACUAGAGCUUGGCGUGACGCCGCUCGGCUAUAAACUUCUCUUGAAGGGUGUGAAGAUACGGCGAGGGAUCGCAUUCCUAGAACCAAGUAACGUCAUAUUGAAGGGUCAUCGUGAAGAAGAGCUAGACAAAAACCGGGAAAGGGUGUUCUUGGAAGAUUUGCACAUGCGUUUACACCCCGACGAGCCCUUCGUGGAGCCGGCCGAUCUAGGCGCUGAGACACAGUUAUAUGGCCUUAAUGGUGGGCAUGCUCCCGCCCCAGAGCCCGCCGCCGUACAAGCUCCUCCACCCGUUGUUCAGCCACCGAUACGACCCGCUCCUCAAGCACCCACUGCACCAUCUAGAGCCAACCCCAGGCCCAAUCCCCCAUCUACAACAAUCCGGCCGCCCGCUACAACCUCUGCGAAUGCUGGACCAUCACGUCUGCCAGACACCCAAGCAACGCUCGUCAACUCUCCGCACUUCGCAUCAAACAAGCCCAUUCCUGACUCUCAGUACACGCGCGAAAGCACCGUUGUGGACGGCGACGCUGCCGAAGGCCACGACACAGAGAUGGAGGACGCUCAUCCCCCGCCAGCUCCCAGUGGCUCUGACUACUUCUUCGACGAUCCGGACGAAGAGAUGCUUGCUUGGGCGGAUGAGCUGGAGGCGGUAGCGCUGUCGCAGCAGCAGAAGCCUGCCUCGCAGCAACAGCAACCUGCUUCACAGGGCGGGUCGCAACCGUCCUCGCAAACGAUGCCCGGAAGUCAAGGGCGGCCGGUAGUGCGAACGGUCACCGAGCUCUUCUCCUCGCAGGGCUCUCGUGCGGACGAAGACGGUCGUAAAAGCCCGCCGAAGAAGCGCCUCAAGGUCUCAACUGCACGGAAGCCCAAGCCAAAUUCUCAGGGCCCGCCAGUACGGACAAUCACCCAGAUAUUUGGAUCCCAACCGGCUCGCGCACCGGCGCCGGCAGUGGUACAAGACGACUCGGUGGAGGAGAUUCAGCCCAAAUUAGAACCUUCAAGCUCCCAGGCGCAGGCGCCUAAGAAGCAAAGACUAGGGCAGCCCCAGUCGCAAGCAGCUGGCCCGAGUACGAGGACUCAAGAACCCGCACGUACGCAACGGCGAACAGAGACGCCUCCAGCCUCCCAGGCAAUCAAAGCUGAGCUUACGCAAAGUACGGCGGCCUCUCAGGUGACAGCGACGCAGACUGGCCGCGCGUCGAGCGCCGUGACUACCACUCAAGUGCACGAUGUUAUCGAGAUCGAUGAUACGGACACCGAGGAUGAGAGCAGUGCCCCACCAUCUUCGCAGUUUCCGCCAAGCAGCCAGUGGGAGCGUUACAGGAGAGUUGCGCCGGGCGUUGGAAGUUUCCUUGACUUGACGUAG